AUGGCUCCUCCCACUCCCUACCCCUUCCACUUCGCCAAAACCGAACCGAACCGUCCUCCGACCAACACUCCCGAAACCCUGAACAUCACCCUCCAGAAUGUGCGCGGCAGAAUCCCCUCCCCGCAGACGUCCCGCCUCCGCACCAUGAUGUUGGAAGCCCGCAACGACCCAACCAAGAUCCUCGCCUUUCCCUGCACAUAUGACGGUCUCUCCUCACGCUUGGUCGAAGAGGCCGGAUUCCCGAUGCUGUUCCUGUCCGGGUUUGCGGUGUCCAGUUCCUACGGUCUCCCAGAUACAGGCUACAUCGCAAUGGAAGAGAUGUGCUCGAAGAUCCAGGAGACCGUCCGCGUCACCACACUGCCCAUCAUGGCCGACGGAGACACGGGGUAUGGAAGCUCGAUGAACGUCCGUCGGACGGUCGAGUGCUUUGCUGCCGCGGGGGCGGCGGGCGUUAUGAUUGAGGAUCAGACAUGGCCGAAGCGAUGUGGCCACACGAAAGGGAAAUCGGUCGUGUCGCGCGGGGAGGCCUACGCGCGCAUCCAGGCCGCGUGUGAUGCCCGCGACGAAGGGCGAGAUAUCUUCAUCCUCGCCCGCACUGAUGCCCUGAUCCAUGGAUGGGAUGAAGCAAUGACACGGGCGGCCGAGUUUAAACGAAUCGGCGCUGAUGCUGUGUUUGUCGAAGCUCUGCCGGAUAAAGAGGCGAUGCAGCGAUGCGUCCGGGAAUUGGACAUUCCUAUGCUGGCGAAUAUCAUCGAAGGUGGCAUGACAGAGAACCUGUCGGCCAGAGAGCUGGCGGGUCUGGGGUUUGCUGCCGUGGCGUACCCGUGGACGCUUGUGGCUGCCCGAUUGAAGAGCAUUCGGGAUACGUUGGAGGGACUGAAGAAGAGCAUUGUAGAGGAUGCGCCUCCGCCGAUGAUUCUGGGGUAUUCGGAUGUGUGUGAGGGAGUUGGAUUCACUAAAUACUGGGAGGUGGAGAAACGGUAUGAAUAUAAUGACGAUGGGAUUGUGGGCAAAGGGGCAAAGAGUCCUGAGGAACAAAGCUAG
Aspergillus terreus NIH2624 is the source of this 1044-nucleotide messenger RNA. Its product is annotated as isocitrate lyase/PEP mutase family protein. Gene Ontology annotation, molecular function: catalytic activity. NCBI's taxonomy places the organism in Eukaryota, Fungi, Ascomycota, Eurotiomycetes, Eurotiales, Aspergillaceae. Bases 1 to 1044 code for a protein of 347 amino acids. The transcript has 3 exons. The record is from RefSeq and is a predicted model, not a curated record.